AUGUUACACCUGCCAAAGAUACUGUUCUUGCGACCGGGGGCAACUCGCACGAGAGGCUGUUUUCGCGACCGGUGGCACCUCGCGAAAACGGCUGUCUUGCCGACCGGAGGCCCCUCGCGGAAGGGUCUCUUGUUGCGCCCGGACUCCGGAGGCACCUCGCGGAAGAGUUUUUUUUUGCAACUGGAUGCAUCUCGCGAAAGAGCAUCUUUUCGCGACCGGUGGGUGGCACUGCAACCGGGGCCACCUCGCGAAAGAGGCUCUUUUGGCGACCUAGGCCACCUUCCUCAACAAGCUCUUCUCGCAACCGGUGGCACCUCGCCGGCGUCCCAAUCCGCAAAAAGAGCCUCUUUUUGGCGAGGUGCCCCAUUUAUGUGA
Messenger RNA from Puccinia graminis f. sp. tritici CRL 75-36-700-3, 375 nucleotides. RefSeq lists its product as uncharacterized. Bases 1 to 375 code for a protein of 124 amino acids. Lineage: Eukaryota; Fungi; Basidiomycota; Pucciniomycetes; Pucciniales; Pucciniaceae. The transcript has a single exon. The record is from RefSeq and is a predicted model, not a curated record.